CUAUAAUAAACAUAACCUCAAUUUGAGAUUUUUUGAAAUUAAUUUUAAUGGAUAAGCGGCAGUACGAAUAAGUUACAGUUUACAGUAACCCAGUGAGAUGUUUAUUAAACUUAAAGUGCCUAGUCUAGUUAGCAAAAAAUGCAAUGUAUUUCAAUACACUUGUACCAUUUUGUUAGCAGGUUCCUCUAUUGACCAAAUAGCGUUGCUAAGCUACAUACCGACAGACUGCCAAAUUACAAAACCGUCAACUAAAAUCAAAGAUAAUGUCUACAAACUCGGGUGACGAGAAGGUUGUUGAAGCGAGAAAGCUUUGCUACAACUUGCAAAGCGAAGAUAAACGUGUUCGGAAACUAGCACUGAUCGAGUUGCGAAACUAUCUGUUGACUAACGAAUUCAGUGAUCUAGAGAUGCAGUCGGUUUUCAACGAGACGCAUAUUUAUACUCUCAAAGCUUUUAGGGAUAAAACCGAAGCUGUACGCAGUGAGGCGAUUAAGUUUAUGCAAUUUUUUGUUAUUGACAAGUUGCCAAAGAAUGACUAUUAUUUGACGUACCUUUUCCCUGUGUUUGUUGAACGAAUCGGUACGGUAGAGUUGGUCGAGGAAUCCGAGGAGAUUCGCUUGGAACUACUGCAAUUUGUGAGAGAGAUCAUUGUCAAGUACUCGAAUACAGUACAAUUGAAACCUUUUUUAAAUGAUUGUGUUAGUAUUUUGUGUGAGACGGUUAAAGAUAAACAUCCGGCUGUAAAGGAUGCGAGUUGUAAGUGCAUCACGCAAUUGGCGGACGCCUUACCUCGUGAUUUUCACAUGCAAGCUGAAAGUCUUGUUAAACCGGUACUUACCGCUUUUACGUACCAACGUUUCAAAAUUCGACUUGAAGCGGUGAAAUGCAUGGGAGACAUUGUAAUGCACAGUCCGUACAAGGCACUUGAAGAAGCCGCUGGGCCAAUGGCGGAAAGAUUAUUCGAUCAGAUUCCGGCGGUAAGGCAGAUGGUGGCUCAGGUCGCUUCACGUUGGUUGCUGAACUAUCGUGAUCGUUACUCCUACUUCCAUAAGUUGCUGCCCUUAAUUCUAACUGGGUUAAAUGACGAAAUUCCCGAAACCAGAGAGAAAGCAUCUGCAUUGUGGCAAACUAUCGGCUUACAAUAUGAAAGAGAAAAUGAGAGCGAUCUGAAAGAUCAGAUGGAUUACUUGACUACACUUCCGAAAUAUUAUCCGGAGAAUUUAAUACGUCCAAAUUUGGGAUGCCGCGCUUUAGUUCAACGUUGCGUUUGUAAUAUUGCGCCCGCAUUGGCACGAGAAUUAAGCAGUUGGCAGGGAGACGUGAGGGUUCGUUGCAGUCAGCUGUUAUGCGCGGUCGCCUUUCACGCCGAAGAAUACCUAACGCAACAUUUGCAAGAUCUACUGCCUGCGAUGUACACGGCUGCACGUGACGAAGAUCAACGGGUUGUCGUUAAUGUACUGCAAGCGGGCGAGUUGAUUGGAUUAUUCGUGCCGGUUGAAACAUGGUGUAAGCUCAUACUCCCCGCGAUUGAAGAUGGGCCACACUAUGGUCAAUUAGCAGUUUUAUCGUCACUAAUUAAAGGCACCCCUUGUCAAUACAUCAAGUUACAUUUGGAGGACAUUUGUAAGCUGUUGGCCGAAGAUAGUAUUUGCCAAAGUCGAAAGUGCAAAUAUCAAUUACAGUUAGUCAAAUGUGUGCGUACAAUUCUAUCAAAAUGCAAUCAGGAGAAAAAGGAGUUGGGCGAAUACAUAUUUCGAAUUAUUGUUACAGUAGUUGCUCUGCGUGACUCUCAAAAUCAAUAUUUGUUUGACCUCUCUCUCUUGGAGGAUCUACAAAACGCAUUCGGAUUUCUUUCGGUCACGAGCGUAUGGAGCGAGUACUCUCCCAAUUUGCUUAAAAAAAUUAAUGUAGAUCCGAAAUCGUGGACGUCGAUUACAGUUGAACGAUGCAUCUUCGAAAGCUUUCUCUUGGAAUCGGGGGAGGCGUUCGGUGAAAACCUGCAAGAGACUGGAGAUAUUUUGGAGAAAGCGCUUGAUACAGAUGCAGAUCCAGAAUCGCGUUUAAAAACGUUUAUAGCACUAUCCACAGCUCUGGAGUGCAAAGAUAAAAUAUUUAAAAACGCUACAGAUUUGGAUGCAUUUCUCCAAAAGCUAUUAGUGCAAGUGCUUGUACCUACACUAGUCUGGCAUGCCGGUUUAACAGCCGAAGCAAUGAGAACAAUGGCCGUAGCAUGCGUGUGCAGUGUUUUAAAUCCUGGAGUUCAAGUUGACCUCUUCCCACAAGCCGCAACCAUUGCACCAUUUCUCGAGAAGCUGACACCGCUCCUAUUGUCGCUGACUGAGGAUAGCUCAAGCAGAAGUCGCCAGUUGGCCAUUGAAGCUCUCACUCUAAUUAAACUCAUCGCCAGUAAAAGAAAAUGCUGGGACACGGACGCCUUACUUAAAGUUUAUCCUGAACUUUUGAAACGACUAGACGACCCGACCGACACCGUGAGAAUAACCGCAGUAAAGGCGAUUGCGAUUAUCUUUAAGGAACCUCCCUCCGAAUUCACUAAGAGCAAUUAUAACGGUCACCACGAGCAUCUUAUCGAUACUUUAGUUACACAUUUUGAUGACGACGACGACGAUUUACAAUCACAUCUUGCAGAUUGUCUAAAAGUGAUAGCAGGCGUGGCUUCCAAGACUACUUUAUUGGAUAAGUUUAAUAAGCAUAAGAAAUUGACAAGAAAUAGCGCAAAAUUGGAGGAUUUAUUUAGGGAGUUUAUUUCUAUUGCUUAAUCUAUAUUUUUAUUUUUUUUAAAUAAAACAGUUUCUACUUUUUUCAGUCA
Messenger RNA from Photinus pyralis (common eastern firefly), 2827 nucleotides. It is a transcript of the gene Dnaaf5, whose product is annotated as dynein assembly factor 5, axonemal. Lineage: Eukaryota; Metazoa; Arthropoda; Insecta; Coleoptera; Lampyridae. The transcript is spliced from 8 exons. Gene Ontology annotation, cellular component: cytoplasm. The record is from RefSeq and is a predicted model, not a curated record. Gene Ontology annotation, biological process: inner dynein arm assembly; outer dynein arm assembly; cilium movement. Bases 264 to 2777 code for a protein of 837 amino acids. Gene Ontology annotation, molecular function: dynein intermediate chain binding.